AAUCAAAAAACACAGCGAUCAAAAGUCUUCUUCUGAAUCUGUGAUCUCAAAGAAGCAAAAAGCAUGGCGACUUUUGAUGACGGAGAUUUCCCAGCUCAAACCCAUUCUCCGUCUGAACAUGACGACUUUGGUGGCUACGAUAAUUUCUCCGAAGCCCAGCAACCUCCGACUCAACAUCAAUCCGGUGGAUUCUCUUCUUUCAAUGGUGAUGGAGCUUAUGGAUCUGAGAAUCCUGCUUCCCCAAAUGGAUAUGGAUUUGGUGCUUCCUCACCUAACCAUGACUUUUCCUCGCCUUUUGAAUCUUCCGUUAACGAUGCUAACGGAAACGGCGGCGGAAGCGGUGAUGCGAUCUUUGCUUCUGAUGGUCCGAUUCUUCCAGAUCCAAAUGAGAUGCGGGAGGAGGGUUUCCAACGCCGUGAGUGGCGCCGUCUGAACACCAUUCACCUUGAGGAGAAGGAAAAGAAAGAGAAGGAGAUGCGGAAUCAGAUCAUAACUGAAGCAGAGGAAUACAAGAAAUCCUUCUAUGAGAAAAGAGAGAAGACCAUUGAGACCAACAAGACUGAUAACCGCGAAAAGGAGAAGCUAUACUGGGCUAACCAAGAGAAGUUCCACAAAGAAGUUGACAAGCAUUACUGGAAAGCAAUUGCAGAGCUAAUCCCUCGUGAGGUUCCCAACAUCGAGAAGAAGAGAGGGAAAAAGGAUCCGGACAAGAAACCAUCAGUGAAUGUUAUCCAGGGUCCUAAACCUGGGAAGCCAACUGACCUAGGGAGAAUGAGACAGAUAUUCUUGAAGCUCAAGACAAAUCCCCCACCCCACAUGAUGCCGCCUCCUCCUCCAGCCAAAGAUGCCAAAGAUGGGAAGGAUGCCAAAGAUGGCAAAGAUGCAAAAGCUGGGAAAGAUGGGAAGGAUGCAAAAGCUGGGAAAGACGCCAAGGACUUAAAAGAUGGGAAACCUGCAGAUCCAAAGGUGACAGAGGAAAAAACUGCUUCACCUGCCAAAGACGCAAGUGUUGAAACAGCGAAACCUGAUGCUGCUGCCUCGGUAGAGGGAGAGAAACCUGUGGCUGUAGCUGAGGCUGAGGGAGCCAAGGCAGAGUGAAGGAGAAGGGUCUUUAGUAAUACUGAUGGGGGAUUAUUUGAUAUUGAAGUCACAAUAGCUGCGGGCGAAAUAAGAAGAGGUAAGUUAU
Molecule: messenger RNA, 1186 nt
Organism: Arabidopsis arenosa
Lineage: Eukaryota; Viridiplantae; Streptophyta; Magnoliopsida; Brassicales; Brassicaceae
Source: the annotation of a GenBank genome assembly